GAUCCGAACAACAAAGAUGGAGUCGUGAGUUACUUGCGUUAAACCACCGAGGAACGUCUAGUUUUAGCCUUUGUAUCAUCAGCUUUACACGACGGGAACUUUCUGACUGACUGAAGCAACAUGAUGAAACCAGUUCACACUGCUUAGCAUAUAUCCAGUGGCCGUCGCUAGAAGCUGUCGAGCGGGGUAAACAAACUGGCCGCGACAACAACAUCAAGCUCCAGCAACUAGCAUCUAGCAGCUAACAGACUAGCAUCUGUUCGGUUUCACUGUGACUGAGCUGGUCAUCAGACGAAAUGGAGAAGGGGGACUUUCUGAAGGGACUGCCGGUCUACAACAAGAGCAACUUCAGCAGGUUCCAUGCGGACUCAGUAUGCAAAGCAUCGAACCGUCGACCAUCUGUGUAUCUACCAACACGAGAAUAUCCAUCGGAGCAGAUCAUCGUCACAGAGAAGACAAACAUCUUGUUGCGAUAUCUUCAUCAACAGUGGGACAAAAAGAUUGCAGCAAAAAAGCGAGAGCAGGAACCCACAGACGGGGACAACGCGGCACCGCCGAGAAAAAUUGCCAGAACUGACAGUCGAGAGCUGAGCGAGGAUUCAUAAAGCAACAUGCUGCCCGUGUUCACCCAGCAGAGACUGACCCACUGAAAUGCACAGAUUCAGGAUGUGUGUUUGUCGACCCAGGCCUGGACACUGAUGCACAGAAGGAUCAAUACAUUUCAAACAACAGUAACCCCAAUGUUCAAUUCAAAUUCAGACAGAUUUCCUUGCUACUUCCUUUACUUCCAAGAAGCUAUGCCUCAGACUUUACUCUUUGUAGUUUAGAAAAAUAACAUACAUCUACCUCCUUAUACCUCAACUCUUCUGGUUUUCAGUCACUCACGCUCACAGUUUUCUUCUCAAUAUGCAGGGAGGGAAGUCAUCGCUCCUCUGCAGCCAUAUAAGGCUUUGAUGUUGACGUCAUUCGUACCAUCUCUGAGAUAUGCAUAUCUUAAGUUAAGUCUGUUUAUGGGAUUAGUGGCAUGUCAUCCUUUUUAGGUCUUACUCCAAUAUAUAUAUAUUUUUUCAGUUUUAAAUUUAAAAUCUUAUUUUAGCUCAUCCUUUACGUGAUCACUGUCAGCACAGUGAAAUUAAAACUGCACUGUGGUCCUUGCUUAGAUUGAUUAUUCAGGGUUUUGUUAUUGAAGAAGAAAAGUGUUUAAAAGAGAUGCGUCUAUUUUUUUCCGGACAAGUAAUCGUCUGUUGCCUUAAUUGGAAAUAAGUGUGUUUUCACUGUUUUUUUUUUUGUAAUUGUCCCUUUUGUCAACUUUGCUUCAGGAAGAAAUUAACCACUGCUGAACACAGUGGAUAUUAGUAUCAGUGAGGACACAUUAAAGCCAACACGUUCAUACUAGAUGACGUAAACUAAAAUUUCUUUGUAUUCUUUAGCCGCUUUCUAAGUUCAAUGUUCAAUAUUUGUUUAAUUGCACGAUCGGCACAAUAUUUAUGAAAGGGGUCAUUUGUUGAGGGCAAAGUAAACAUUCUGUCAGCUGCUCGUAAAGAUGUUGCAUUACGCUCCACACGUUUUGUACAUUUGUAAUGUGUGAAUAUCGUGAUUGUUCUGACCCUUUUUAUCAGGUAAUAAGACAACUUAAUUCUCUAUCUUCCCCAGGUCAGCCCCGUUGUAUUUUCACUUCGUUUAGCCAAAGAACAAACGGAAGCAUUUGACCUAAUUAGCUUUGCACCUUUUUUGCAAAUGUAUACAAACAAUCUGUUGCUAAUUGUAUUAACCACAUUGUCAAUGUCUGGCACAUCUUACCAUCUCUUCAUGUACAUUUUUACAUGUUACAGUCGUUCAGCUGUUCAAAGGUUUACAUAGCAUGUGUUUUAACUUUGCUGCUUCUUUAAUUUUCUCGAGUAAGACAUAAAACUAGAGACAUGCAGUGAUUUAAUUCCCCCGUCUCUUCAUAGAAAGUGUGUUUAUUUGACUUUUGUGAUAAGAUUUGUAUCACAUCACCUGAUAAAGUUCUGAAUGUGUUUAUUGUUAAA
Messenger RNA from Platichthys flesus (European flounder), 2030 nucleotides. RefSeq names its product DET1- and DDB1-associated protein 1-like. NCBI's taxonomy places the organism in Eukaryota, Metazoa, Chordata, Actinopteri, Pleuronectiformes, Pleuronectidae. The transcript has 5 exons. Bases 297 to 605 code for a protein of 102 amino acids. Gene Ontology annotation, biological process: positive regulation of proteasomal ubiquitin-dependent protein catabolic process. Gene Ontology annotation, cellular component: Cul4-RING E3 ubiquitin ligase complex. The record is from RefSeq and is a predicted model, not a curated record.